CAAAGACGGCGCGCAGCCUGUGUCAUCCGCCAUCUUGUGCAGAGCAAGGUGGCCUCUACGUUUCCUGAGCGUCUUCUCCGCUUCUGUCUCGACCGCCCCUUGAUCACAGACAUGUCUCGGGAUCGGUUCCGGAGCCGCGGCGGUGGCGGUGGCGGCUUCCACCGGCGCGGAGGAGGCGGCGGCCGCGGCGGCCUCCACGACUUUCGCUCCCCGCCGCCCGGCAUGGGCCUUAGUCAGAACCGUGGACCCAUGGGUCCCGGCCCCGUCCAGGGUGGCCCCAAGCCCCCGAUCCCGCCACCGCCUCCGCAUCAACAUCAACAGCAGCAGCAGCAGCCACCGCCUCAACAGCCACCGCCUCAGCAGCCGCCGCCGCAUCAGCAACCGCCGCCGCAUCAGCAGCCGCCACCGCCACAAGACUCUUCUAAGCCCGUUCCUCAGGGACCCGGCCCGGCUCCGGGAGUAGGUAGCGCUCCUCCAGCCUCCGGAUCGGCGCCUCCCGCUACUCCCCCGACCUCUGGGGCUACCACAGGGCCAGGCCCUACCCCGACCCCGCCGCCCGUUGUCACCUCGGCGCCGCCCGGGGCGCCUCCGCCCGCGCCGCCGAGCAGCGGGGUCCCUACAACUCCCCCUCAGACCGGGGGUCCGCCGCCUCCACCCGCGGGGGGCCAAGGGCCGGGGCCAGGGCCUAAACAGGGUCCAGGACCCGGCGGCCCCAAAGGCGGCAAAAUGCCAGGCGGGCCGAAGCCCGGCGGCGGCCCGGGCCUAAGCACUCCUGGCGGUCAUCCGAAGCCGCCACACAGAGGAGGCGGGGAGCCCCGCGGAGGCCGGCAGCACCACCCACCCUACCACCAGCAGCACCACCAGGGACCUCUGCCCGGCGUGCCCGGAGGCCGCAGCGAGGAGAAGAUCUCCGACUCGGAGGGGUUUAAAGCCAACUUGUCUCUCUUGAGGAGACCUGGAGAGAAAACUUACACUCAGCGUUGUCGGUUGUUUGUUGGGAAUCUACCUGCUGAUAUUACGGAGGAUGAAUUCAAAAGGCUAUUUGCUAAAUAUGGAGAACCAGGAGAAGUUUUUAUCAACAAAGGCAAAGGAUUCGGAUUUAUUAAGCUUGAAUCCAGAGCAUUGGCUGAAAUUGCUAAAGCUGAACUUGAUGAUACACCCAUGAGAGGUAGACAGCUUCGGGUUCGUUUUGCCACACAUGCUGCUGCCCUUUCUGUUCGAAAUCUUUCACCUUAUGUUUCCAAUGAACUGUUGGAAGAAGCCUUUAGCCAGUUUGGUCCUAUUGAAAGGGCUGUUGUAAUUGUGGAUGAUCGUGGAAGAUCGACAGGGAAAGGCAUAGUUGAAUUUGCUUCUAAACCAGCAGCAAGAAAAGCAUUUGAAAGAUGCAGUGAAGGCGUUUUCUUACUGACAACAACUCCUCGUCCAGUCAUUGUGGAGCCACUUGAACAAUUAGACGAUGAAGAUGGUCUUCCUGAAAAACUUGCACAGAAGAAUCCAAUGUAUCAAAAGGAGCGAGAAACCCCUCCUCGUUUUGCCCAGCAUGGCACGUUUGAGUAUGAAUAUUCUCAGCGAUGGAAGUCCCUAGAUGAAAUGGAGAAACAGCAAAGGGAACAAGUUGAAAAAAACAUGAAAGAUGCAAAAGACAAAUUGGAAAGUGAAAUGGAAGAUGCCUAUCAUGAGCAUCAGGCAAAUCUUCUGCGUCAAGAUCUGAUGCGACGCCAGGAAGAAUUGAGACGCAUGGAAGAACUUCACAAUCAAGAAAUGCAGAAACGUAAAGAAAUGCAAUUAAGGCAAGAGGAGGAACGACGUAGAAGGGAAGAAGAGAUGAUGAUUCGUCAACGUGAAAUGGAAGAACAAAUGAGACGCCAAAGAGAAGAAAGUUACAGUCGAAUGGGCUACAUGGAUCCAAGAGAAAGAGACAUGAGAAUGGGUGGUGGAGGAGCAAUGAACAUGGGAGAUCCCUAUGGUUCAGGAGGCCAGAAAUUUCCACCUUUAGGUGGUGGUGGUGGCAUAGGUUAUGAAGCUAAUCCUGGAGUUCCACCAGCAACCAUGAGUGGUUCCAUGAUGGGAAGUGACAUGCGUACUGAGCGCUUUGGGCAGGGAGGUGCGGGACCUGUGGGAGGACAGGGGCCUAGAGGAAUGGGGCCUGGAACUCCAGCAGGAUAUGGUAGAGGGAGAGAAGAGUAUGAAGGCCCAAACAAAAAGCCCCGAUUUUAGACGUGAUAUCAAGGCUUUCAUUCCAGUUUGUUUUUGUCUUUUCUUGUUUAGAUACCAAUCUUUUAAAUUCUUGCAUUUUAGUAAGAAAGCUACCUUUUUAUGGAUGUUAGCAGUUUACUGACCUAAUAUUUGUAAAUGGUCUGUUUGGGCAGGUAAAAUUAUGUAAUGCAGUGUUUGAAACAGGGGAAUUUUUUUCCUUUUUAUUUCCUUUUUUUUUUUAACUGUAUAAUGUCCCCUCAAGUUAUGGCAGUGUACCUUGUACCACUGAAUUUCCAAAGUGUACCAUUUUUUUUUUUACUGUGCUUCAAAUAAAUAGAUAAAUAGUUAUAAUAUUGAUUUUCAACUUUGCCAUUCAUGCUUCUAUGCACAUUAGGCUAGGUAUUCCAUUUUGAAAGCAUGAGAGUGUCUAGACCUUCAAAUGGCACAUGCCAUUUCUGGGAAAUGUAUUUGUAGGCUAAGUAUUGCUUUCUACAAAUAAGUACCCCCUUGUUUUAAAACAAACAAAUGCAUACUGAAGUAGUUCCAUGAUUUGAUUUGUUUGGCAUUAUAGGAAGCAAGUGGUGCUAAGUACUUUCAAAUGGUUAUGUAAGCAAAGCUGAACUGUAAAUCUUCAGGAAUGUGUUUUAAGAUUAUGGAAUGGGUGUAAGACUAUUGGUAGGGGGAGAAAGUGGGUAUGACUAAAUGGAUCUUUGAUGGCCCUAUGAUCUAUCCUUUCCUUGAAAGUUUCUGAAGAAAAAGUGGAAAGAUAAUUUUGUUGCAUUCCUCCAUUCUUGUUUUUAAGAGUUAAGUCCCAAGCCCUACAAAUGGCUUGUACUGAACUUUUACAUUUGAAUUAAAGAUUGUCAAACAUGAAGUCUUUUCAUGUAUUACUUGAAGCGAUUUAUAAAGAUGGGGUUUAGUCUGAAAAAUUCAACUUGAAAGUAAGUAUAGGGAUCAUACAGUAAGUAGGUUUAGAUACAUAAUACAUUUGUACUCUUUUACAUCUUGUGCUACUUCUGUUGGGCAAGAUCUAUAGGACUAUAAAAAUCUACUUGCUCUUUUCUAAGAGUUAGUGGUGACUGUUAACAAAUAGGGUUGCAGAUAACCAUUCUUAAUUGUAAAAUAUUUAACCCGUUUUUAGUUUCCUUUUGAUGUAGCACUAAAUCUGGAGAGACUUGCUCAUGCUACACAGUACAAAUAUAAAUACCCCUCCAGCCAUAAAGCUUAGCCAUAAAGCUUGGGAGUGUUUUGAUGGUGUUGUCAGUUUUUUGUCAACUUCAUCGAACUUCCUUCCAUUAGAAGAAGAUAUUUUGACUUAAAGUACAUCAUUACUGUUGUCUGUUAGUACAGGGGGACCUGCUUUCCCAGUAUAUAUAUAUUGUGUAUAUAUAUAUAUAUAUAUAUAUAUGUUAGCAGAGGCACAGCUUCCUAAAAGUAGGUAAUUGAAUGGUUUGGCUUUGUUCUUAUGGUUCCAUUCAAAUUUGUACAUUAUAGAACUCUUAUUGUGGAAUGUGUCUUCCUCUUCACCUUUGUUCUUGGUGCUAAUUGGCAAAAGUAAAAUUCUAAAUCAAUCCUUUGUUAAAGUGCUGAAGUUUAGUAUUGUGCCUGAGUACAAAGGGGGAAAUCUAUUGUUGAAACAACCAGUACUUUUUGCAUAGGAAACUGAAUAAUACUAAAAGUAAAACACUAGUUGAGUAUAAAGGCAUGUCACCCAAUUCUGGUUGUGUGACUGACAGUAAUGGUGUGCUAAUUAAGGGAGAGAAUCUCAGAUACUGUUCAUUCUGUUCACCAAGACACCUGGAAAAUGGGUAGUUCUACCAUAAUGAUAUCAAUGAGAGAGUUUUGUUCCCAGUCAAGUUAUGAAUUGUUGAUACGUAUUGAGAUUUUCUGUACGGAAAACAAGGGUCUUGAUUUGAAAGGAGUCCGUUACAAUUUGAAUUGUAUGGUAGGGACUCCACUAAUCAUAAAAUAAGGGGUGUUCAUGGGACACCCAUAGAGGGUGAACUUGUGUGUGUGGGGGUGGGGGCUGGUGGGAAAAUGGGAAAAUCUGCCUAUAAAAUUAAUGUUUCAGUUUAUUUUUCAGAUUACAUGCCUUUCUUUAUAAGGGAUGCUGGCACAGACCCCUAAAAUAAGCUUGUGGUAGUACUGUACCUUUGAAGAGUGGUAAAAGAUGCUAAUGGAUAAUCUGCUGAAAGUUGUGGUUUUUGAUAGCCUUACUGUGAGCUGUAGAAUUGCUAAAACGUUGUUUAGCAAAUAAUGUUGCUUAGUUUCAACUAAGUUUUUUACUUUUAUCACUGAAAUAGUGUUCCAAGGGUUGUAAGCUACUCAAAUAGACUUUCUAUAAGUCUUGCAAUGUAUAUGAUAGCUUUUAGCCUAAUGUGGUUCAAGUCAUCUUAAAAAGUAGUUGCCUAAAAGCUGAUGCGAAACUUGGGGUGGGAAAGGGAAGGUAGUACUUUCGAAGAAUUUAGCCAUUUUUCUCAUUUAAAGAAAUCACCUGCCCCCAUUUUCCUCUUCUCCACUUUCUCUCAUUAUUGUUUUAAGAGGAACACAUCCUUUUUAAAUUUGGUACUCCUUUAAAAAUUGCAUUCUCUAAGAGAACCCAGGUAUUUAAUAGGUAUCUUUAUAAGCUUAACCCAUUGGCUCACAUUACUUAGUGAAAUCAUAAUCCUCUUUGCUUAGAACACUAAACUCCUUUAAGAACUAUAAACCCCACCACUCUUUAUAGUAGAUGUAUCAUACCACUAAUAUACACAGCUUAUAAUUUGGGAAAUUGUAAUGUUACGCCUGUGCAAUUUUUAUAAGUGGCAUAUUACGGCAGAUAAAAAUUUAGAUACUUGGCUUUUCUUGGGCAAGCCACUAAGUUGUGGCGGAAUGUUUUCUGGUGUUCUUGGACUGCAAUUAUGCACUAUUAAAGUAGUGGCCUGCUACAUAACUGCAUUUAGCCAGCAUUUCUGCAGUGCGUAACUGUGAGGAACGUAGUACCGCAAAUGGCAAUGGACAUUAGGACCCGGAUGUAGUAUUCCUGCUUGCUCCAAGAUUCUCAUUGCCGACUGCAUACAGGUAGGUAACAAGCAAUAUAAUCUAACUUGGUGACUUGCUAUGUACUUUUAAUCCGUGGGCAUUCUGACAUCACACUUCUGACAAUGAAAUAACAGUGCAGCACCUAACACAUGUAUGCUAAAGCUAGCUUAUCAAAACUGCGUGGGUUUGGGUUUAGAGCUGUAAUUUGUCAGGCAGAAUUCAGUGCUGUUGCAGUUCUCAGAUAAAAAGUGCAAACUUGAUUCUUUGGUAUAUCUGACUCAGUUGUGUGGUUUUCUUUAGUUGCUUUGUAACUGAAGAUAACAUGGAACACAUCAGUGGUGUGGGGGAAAGGGAACCAAACCAUACUUGACUCUCCUGCUAGAGUGCUUUUAGCAUCUUCCCGUGGACUGUAUAGCAUGUGGUAAUUAGUCUCUGUUGUAGCAAACUGACCUGCCCAUAGGUCAGCAAUAUCAGUAAUUUCAGAAUGCGAUCUUGGUAAUUAUUCUGCAGGUUGAGUGAAUUAAGACUAAAAGUACAGUUUUUUUGUAAUGUGAUUUAAAUUUUUUUUUUUAAUGGGCUCCACGGAAACACCUUUGUUACUAACUUGGGCUUAGAUGGGAAUCUAACGUGAAUAGUUCAAGUUACGUGAUUUGUCUAAAUAUGUCUAUACUCUAAACCUGGGGGAAAUUGGUGUGGCACAUUGACUUGCCUGCAGUUGAACACACUUUGGGAAUCAUUUCCCAAUCAUAAGACUUCGUCGUAUUCUGUAGCAUAACUGCAAAUAUUCAGAGUAGCUUUUUGAUUUUGGUUCCCUUAGCUUUAGGGAUGUGGUUAUAAUCCAAAAUAUUUAAUUACCAAAAAAUAUAUAUAUAUAUAAGACUUUAAAAACACUUUCUUUUGCUGGUUAGGACUUAAGCUUUGCAUCAACUGUUGUUCCAGACCUCACCUCAACUCAACUUUGGUCUCUGAACUGGUUUUUAGCUAGCACGCAUGAGAAAUAGCUUUCAUGUAUAAUGAUUUCUGCUCUGUAACUGGAAAGUUUGGUUUACUUCGUAUAAAUGUGUGAAAACUUCAUGACUGAGAAUUUUCUUCCGUUGUAUCAAGAAAAAUGGCUUGCUCUUUGGCAAGCAAUUCACAAGGUGGGGACAAAUUUGUACUUCAAUAUGUAGUCCAUUCAAGCAAAUAACUUUUGACUCUAUUAGAUGAAAGUAAAUGGUGACUAGUUUAGCUUCAUAUGAAUAAUACAAUGCAAAGCAAACAUAAUGCUAGAUAUUAGUGACAAUGGUGUCACUAAAUUGGCAUACAACCCUGAUGGGGUUUUCCUGUGGCAUAAUCCAUUAAAUCGGUGGCCAGCACUGGCUACCGUGAUUUAAAGAUUGUUUAGAAAUAAAAGCUCAGGUUCUAUUUCUUAACAGUCAUAACGAUUUUAAGAGAAUGUACUUGUUAUAAUAUGGACUUAAGGAACAUGAUUGGGGUGGGGGGUUAAUUUGCUUCAUUCCGCUUAUUUCAAGGUGACUAGGCUUUUGCACUUUCGAAUGAGAAACCUGUGACUUAAGUUGAUUCUUACUAGUUUUGAUUUGUACGUAGCUAUAAUUUGUGAAUCUUAGUACAGGGGGGUCUUAAAUCACUCAGUUAAAAAACUGGGAAUAAGUGGGUUUCAGUAAUAACACUGCUGAGGUGCUUGCAUUGUAUUUCAUAAUCUUUUCUUCCUACAAACCAAAAUUAUUAUUUUUAAUGAGGAUGGUCUGAUGUUCAGAGGUGUGAUGCCAGAAUGCAUUUUCGUACUGUUAGGCCAUUGGAACAGUUAACAGGUGCUUUCUGAAAGAUGAAAGAAAUGCAAUGGGUGCUCUUGACACAAGGUUGCAAAACCUACAAAGAAUGCACAAUAGUCUCACUUCCCAAAUGAAGAGAUGCGUGUGACUAGUUUUGGACUUUUAAACCUUAAUGGGGGUUGCAUGUGUCCUAUUGUUAAUCAUUGUCAGCUGCAGUGACAUGAUCCAUAGUCCUGCAUUUACUGCCUUUCCCUUAAUGAUUCUGGACAGGUUUUAGAGAGCCAGGAUGUUUGUUCUGGGCCUUACUUGGUUUUGGCUUUAGCUGAUAUGUUUCAGUGCUCUUGUCAGCUAGUGCAGUUCUCAAAUGGCUGCCUAUUAGGGAAAGAACUUGGAGGAUUUGACUGCUCCUAAUCAUCUGUCAUUGCUGCUAGAUAAUGAUUGGCAAUUUUUAAGACUCAACUGUGGAAAUCGCACAGUUGUUGGUAAACCAUCAACCAUAAAAAUGUUGUUUUGAACACCAGUGCUGAAAAGAUUUUAUUCCGAGGGUUGAAGAGGGAGGCUGGAUGCAGAAUAGAACAAUCUGGAGAAUGGGGGAAGAAUGCAAAACGAUAUAGUAUCCCUUAUGGAUGGUACAUGUGCAACAGGGACUCUAAUGCAUAUACCCUUGGCAGUAACUGAUAAUCAGGGAGAAAGAAAAACUUGAAUUAAGGCUGUUCUUUCUGGUUUUUGUGCACUGUGGCCCUGCAGGCAUAUAUAGUGAAGGUGAAUGUUUUCUCCCUCAGAAAAAACUCAGGUUCCUUGCUGUCUGGAUAAGGCAUAGCUUCCCUGCCCUAACUUAAAACUCAGUGAGGACUUAGAGGGAAAGAAUGAGGCAAAUAUAUAGGAUUGCAGGGUAACAACUGCAUUGUUGUGUACUGGGGAAUGGGGAGGGCACUCUUGGAGGACUGCUGAAGGUGGUCAGUCCACCUGAGAAUGGAAGGCAUACUUGAAUGAGGAGCAGGGUAUGUGCUUUUAUGAAAAAAGAGGCGAUGUUAAAACUUAUUUGGUAAGGUAAACGUUGUCACAUACCUUCACAUAAGGGAUAGUAUAUUUUGGGUUGCAGUCAAACUUUAUAUUGUGCUCAGACUGGUGGAAAUAGCAGUUAGGCUUUUGUAUUUUCAGAAGAUACAGUUUUCAUUCUAAUUCAGGUGUCUGCUAUAUUUAUGAAAGAAUAAUUUUAGAUCCACCCCCCCAUGAAGUUUCUUCCCUUUUUUUUUAUUUUUAUUUGUUUUAUUAAAAAAAAAUUGCUGUAACUUGCCCCCAAUCUUGGUCUCUGGAAUUUUACUCUUUAAAUUUUGAAGUUAACUAGCAUUUUCAAACCUUACACCCUUGUCUUUUAUACUAACUUUUUCUUAUUAUUCUUUAGGUACGAAUGAUUGAUGUUGGCUGAUUGGAGUGCUUAUUUACUUGAAGCGAAUAAGAUAUUUGUUCUCAAGACAUCACACAGCGUGAGCCAGCCAAGAAGGAAAGCCAAAACUUGGUAGACUGAGGAAGUGUCUAGGAUCAGGUGAACUGUCCAGGAAACCAGUGAGGAAGAGGGCAAAGAGGAAUGAACAGCCUAAUUGUUAAUAAAGACAUUUUUAAAUCAGA
Molecule: messenger RNA, 8618 nt
Organism: Hipposideros armiger (great roundleaf bat)
Lineage: Eukaryota; Metazoa; Chordata; Mammalia; Chiroptera; Hipposideridae
Gene: SFPQ
Product: splicing factor proline and glutamine rich
Exons: 12
Coding region: 112-2217 (701 amino acids)
Molecular function (GO): RNA binding
Source: RefSeq, a predicted model, not a curated record